GUGUUACGGUUUGUGAUUGCGACAUGGUAAGUGUAAUGUUAUUACGCGGAGGACAAUCUUGUCAUUUCGCCACUCACUUCCUAACAGACACACAGCUCCCACUGUGAAGAGAGAAAGAAAAACAGAAACAAACUCCCAUCGCAUCAUCAUUCACAUCUUUCCGUUGUUGUUGUUGUUCCUGUUCUUCGGUUUGGUCUCAACUCAACCGAAUCACCUAACACCACUCCUGGAUGCAUUAGAUAACAAUGGAGGAUUCCGAGAAAUUGACGGCGUUGAAGAAGGCUUACGCCGAUAUCAUCCUCAACACGGCGAAGGAGGCGGCAGCGCGUAUCAUGGUGUCGGAGCGUAAAGCCUCGCGCUUUCAGCAGGAACUUGUUUCUACUAAGGAAGAAGCACUUCGAAUGCUGCUCAGGCUCAAACAAAUGUUCGAUUCUAAGGUCAGUAAAGCAGAGCUGAUGUCAUUGAAUCAGCAGAAGAAAAUUGAGGAGCUUGAAGCUCAGCUCCAGGAAGCGGAGGAAAUAGUUAGAGACUUAAGAGCAGAGUUGAGAGAAACCCAGGCUGAGCUGGAGACUAUGAUGAAACACCAAAUGCACCCCCCCGUGGAGCAAGACAAAGAAGAUGAAAUUAUAGCUCAGGGAAAUUUUCUGCAAGAGAACAGACUUGAUCAUCAUGAUGGAUAUGUUUAUUCUGCAUCCGGUUUACAGCUUGAAUCACUCUCUGUUUCUGAAACCGGAAAUCCAACUAUAAAUGGAUCCAUAGGUAGCAGUAAGUUCUGUGGGUCACAUGAUCAUACAAACAACUGCUACAUUCAUAACCCAGACUUUGCAUCCAUAGUCAUUAGGAGGAAAGAGCCCAAGCUUUACAGAAAUGGAUGCACUCAGAGAAUACAUGCAUUUGAAAGGAGCCUUUUUGAUGCUAAUGUGUCUGUUUCAGGAAACCUAGAUAAUGUAGAGGAUGAAACUUUAGUGAGUCUGCAUGAAGAAGGUAAAGCAAUGACCGUAUCAACUAAUACCAACGAUGAUAUUAUUUGUGAAAAGGAGAAACCAGAUGAACUUAAAGUGGUGAAAGCAGAUGCUGACCUUGUCAAAGCUCCAGUUCAUAGAAAAAAGAGAAGAUUUGGGAAAAGGAAGGCUACUAAAUCUGGAUUACAUUCUAACCAGGUUAAGGAAACAAAUAAAGAAUCAGGCCUGUCUUGUGCAAAACAUUCUCCACUUGUAUUGGAUAACGAUGACCCCUCAAGGGUGAGUUCUUCAACAUAUGAAAAUGAAACUCGGAAGGAUAUAACGUCUCCUGUUGCUGAUGUGCCCACAGACACAACUGCAAUGAAUGAGCAAUCAAGAUCUCAUAGCAAGACUGAAAAUUGGGAAGAAUUACUUGAAGUCUGUAGCACUCGGAGCAAAACUAAAGCUGACAAGGAACCAAUGGAUAAAUCAGAUUUAACAAGACAAGAUAGUUUGUCUGCUGAAAGUGUAGAGGUUCCAGCUUAUAAAAGUAUUGAAGCAUCUAAUGAGUCAAGGGAUAAAAUGGACCCAAAAGUAUCUGAUGUAGAUGGAAAGGUUUCUAAUCGACCUACAAGUGAUAGGUUUCUUAAGUACACAUUCUGUAGAAAGCGUAAGAAGGAGGCUGUUAGCUGUGAUGAAGAUUGCUCUCGAGAUAAUACCGAUUCAAAGGAAAAGUGUGCAGAGAAGCAAGAUGGUCAUGUGGAUCCUCAGAAAUCUUGCACAAUGACUGAAUCAUCUCGGGACAGCCGACGACUGGCACAGGUUGCUCGCCAGCCAUGGCAUCAUCUUGGAGAUGAUGAUUCCAAUUAAGCUUAUAUCCUUGUCUGAGAAGAAAUGGUGGCAGUAGAUUCAUCUAUUUAUGAUGAGUUAGUUGGAUGGGUGGGAAAGGACUCAAAGCACAGUCCAAAUGCGCAAUUGUUUCCGAAGGUGGCGUUUUGAAGCUCUGGAAUGUGUUAAUAUUAUAUAUUAUAACUAUAUAUCAACUAUUACUCUUUCAUCCUUAGCUUAGAAAUCUCUAGCAUAUUAUAUAUAAAACAUAAAAUUAUAAUUGCUACCCUUUUUGUAGGGGUUCUGUUUGCAAUACAAAUUUUGGUGAUGCUUGCUUUUUGACGUUAGUUUCUUACAAAA
Messenger RNA from Vigna radiata var. radiata (mung bean), 2129 nucleotides. RefSeq lists its product as uncharacterized. Bases 246 to 1811 code for a protein of 521 amino acids. The transcript has 5 exons. Lineage: Eukaryota; Viridiplantae; Streptophyta; Magnoliopsida; Fabales; Fabaceae. The record is from RefSeq and is a predicted model, not a curated record.